This is a messenger RNA of Moneuplotes crassus, 1597 nucleotides long. NCBI's taxonomy places the organism in Eukaryota, Ciliophora, Spirotrichea, Euplotida, Euplotidae. The record is from the annotation of a GenBank genome assembly.
UAUUGACUAUCGUAAUUUUAGUAAUAAAAUAAAUGGAGUCUUUAUCCAAAGCAGCUACAGAUUCCAAGUCUGAUGCGGUUAUGACAGGGGAAAGCCAAGCCUUUUCAAAACAAAUUAACAAAAGAUCUAAACAGAAGCAGAGAAGUUUAGGCAAAAGAAAGAGAGAAAACCUUUAUAAAGAAGAUAUAAAAAGAUUUACCAUCAAAAACAAAAGUGAAAUCGUCGGGGAUGAUUAUUAUGACAACCCACAUACUUAUGAGAUUCCUAUAUCAGUCUGAAUGCAAGAUGGAAAGAUUAGAGAUGUCUUUUUCAUCAAAUUUUAUCCAAAAAAGCAAGAAAAGCAUAUUUUACUUCUUGCAAAUCAUACAUCAGAUAUUAAAUUCAAGUUUUCCCGGUUCAGUACCAUGAAAGAAGUUAUGAUCACUAAAUAUCUAUGCAGACUGAAUUAUAAUGAAGAUAAAGCUGAAGAUAUUGAAGAUUUCACUGAAAAAUAUAAGAUCCUAGAUUUGGAUGAUUUUGAUAAUCCUGAUUAUGCCAACGCAAUAGUCAAAGAUUCCAAACCUAGAUUUGAGCAUUCCACUGAUAAAUUUUUGGCAACUCAUCAAGCUGAUGAAAUCACCCGAAAAGUCCAAGAUUUUAUGGAAAGAAGAGAUACAGAACAAGAAAGACUGAAAGUUCACAUAUUCGUCUCCGAUUUGAAUGAAAAAGAGCUGUACAUACUUGCUUUCAGGACCCAUCCAAUUCUUGGAAGAUUCAUGUCUGCAAAAGCCUCUGUGUAUUUAGUAGAAAAUGAAGAUUACACAAUUGAAAACUAUUGCCAGACAUGAAUCGCAGAUAACAAUUACUCAAAUAAAUUUGAUGAAUCCUACAACAAAAAGGUCAAUGAGAAUAAUGACUUGUUCAUUUAAAUUGGAAAACCAAGUGGAAAUUUUCAAAACCAAUAAUUACACAAUACCAAAACUUAAGAAAGAGCUAGAGAAGAAGCAAGCAAAACUCAAGAAAGAGAAUCAGAAAGUUGAGAUGCUGAAAGAAGCGAUUGCUAAAGCUCAACAGAGUUUAAAGCACCGCUCUAUUAAAAUUAACAAGGAUAAGUUAGAAAGAGACUUGAUUCAAGAAGCAUACAAAAAAUUAGAAGCUGAUUAUGAGAAAUUGAAGAAAGAGAAGCAAGAAUUAAUCAAAGCUAAAAAGCUCUCAGAUAAAACGCUCAGAUUACAGAUUGCAAGUCUAAUUAAAAAGAAUAGCAUAAUCAAAAAGUUAGAUCAAGAUAUAGCAGAAAUAGAAGCUGAGGGACCUACAAAAGGACCUAAACUCGACAUUUAUGAUGAGACUUAUGACAGUUACGUUCCUUCCCCAAAUGUCCAAUGCAUGGUUUGAGUUGGACUUAAUAGGCCAAUUAUUGGAAAGAGAACUUAUACCACCUGCUGUGAAGAAUUUCUAGAACUGUGCGAGAUCUGUUUCAGAGCCAGUAUUGCAAUAUUCAAAGACAAGUGCUGUCCCUACUGUAAAAGAAGUUAUGACAAAAUGAGGGGACAAGAACUUUUCUUAGAGCCAACAUACUGGAGAAGUGAUCAAAGUUAAUUUCUCACUGAAAACACAU